GUCAGGGGUCAGAGUCUACGUGGUGAGGUUUGGAACCACUAACCCGUUUGUACACUUGUCACCAUGGUUGAGACCCGUAGUGGGUUAGACACGAGCCCCUAUAGCAAGGAGCAGCAAGAGAAAAUGGCCACCUUAGUGAAAGAAAAUAGGGAGAGAAAAGAGCGUGAAAAGCAGGCGAAGUUGAAGGCGAUUGCGGAGGAACAGGCGGCGAAGAUGAAAGAGAUAGAGGAGGAGAUGGAGAAAAAGAAGAAGGCUGCUGAAGAAGAAGCGAUAGCAAAAGAAGAGAAAGAGAGGAUGAGAAUUGAGAGUAGAGAAGGGAGUAGUGGCACGAAGCGAGACACAGACGCAGAGAUGGAGAAGAAAAUAAGUGAGUGGGUUGCUAACUUAUCGUUGGGUGAAGAUGAGGAGGCACAUAUGUAUGUGCCACAGGAGGAGAAGGAAGCGUUUGCCAAGACCCUCACAGUGAUUGAGGACCCUUUCGAACGGCAGGAAGCGGAGGAGGAGAAGAGACUUGAGUGGAAACUGAGGAUGAAGAGGGAGCAGAAGAGGAGAAGGGAGAAAGCCAACCGAUUGACCGCAGAAGUGGAAAAGGUGCGGACAUGUAGGCAGGAAGUCCAGACACAGGCAGAUGUUUCUGCCAAGAUGGAUAAGAUGUUGGGAUACUUAGAGGUGUUGAGUGAGGCCUGGUUAGAGGAAUGACAAGCCAAUCAGGGCCAGGAUAUUACCUUGAAGGCCAUGCGGUCAGGUUUUAGAGAGUUUGCGCGCGAGAUCGUCACCCACAUUGGGGGCGAGGUAAAGCAGUUGAAAGAUAACGUAGGUAAGUUUUGUGAGGGCGCCAUCGAGGGUGCCAAAGCCAUAGCCGCAGUAGAGGGCGAGGCCAGACCUCGCAAGGACCCAGUAAAGCUCAAGUUCCCAG
Molecule: messenger RNA, 916 nt
Organism: Chara braunii
Lineage: Eukaryota; Viridiplantae; Streptophyta; Charophyceae; Charales; Characeae
Source: the annotation of a GenBank genome assembly